Molecule: messenger RNA, 1653 nt
Organism: Lolium rigidum
Lineage: Eukaryota; Viridiplantae; Streptophyta; Magnoliopsida; Poales; Poaceae
Product: FBD-associated F-box protein At1g66320-like
Exons: 2
Coding region: 1-1182 (393 amino acids)
Molecular function (GO): protein binding
Source: RefSeq, a predicted model, not a curated record
AUGGGUAAGCUGCGCGGACCUGCUACUUCAAAGAAGAGGAAGGUGUCGCUGCCGCCACCGGCCGCGACACCGGGAGCUCCAGAUCUGCCGAAUCCUAGGUCGACGGAGAGACCGCCGGCCGCCGGAGCGGACGACGAUCGCAUCAGCCGCCUCGAUGACGACAACCUCCGCCACAUCGUUUCCCUCCUCCCCAUCAAGGACGGCGCCCGCACCCAGGCCCUCGCGUCCCGCUGGCGCCACCUCUGGCGCACCGCCCCUCUCAACCUCGACUACCGCGAGUUCCCUACCAUCGCCCCCCGCAUCCGCAUCAUCUCGGACAUCCUCGCCUCCCACCCGGGACCCGGCCGCCGCUUCCGCGUCGAUCCCUUCUACCUCCACGUCCCGGAAGCCACCGUCGACGCCUGGCUCCGGUCCGCCGCUCUGGACAAUCUGCAGGAGCUCUACAUCGGGUCUCUUACAGAAAUCGAGCCGCUGCCGGCGUCCGCCUUCCGCUUCUCGGCCACCCUCCUUGUUGCCACCUUCAGACAUUGCACACUCCCUGACGACAUCGUCCAAGGGCUUCACUUCCCCCUGCUUAAGCAGCUCGGACUUGAGACCGUCACCAUCAGCGAGCUUGCGCUGCACAACUUGAUUGCCGCAAAGACACCUGCUCUUGAAUGCUUGCUCAUUAACAAAUGCGUCGGCCUCCGUCGUGUCCGGAUCAUCUCCCUUAGCCUUACAAGCAUUGGUGUCCGUCCUGAACAGUAUAACCCCUUGUUUGAGGAACUCGUCAUCGAGAAUGCCCCGUGUCUUCAAAGGUUGCUCCACCUUGAAUUCGCCAGUGGUAUCCGUGUAACCGUAGUCUCCGCGCCUAAACUCGAGACCUUAGGCUGCCUUUCUGAUGUCACCCUGCCUACACUGGCGGAAGUCCGCAGCGGUAUUACUAGAGAGUUUUCUAACCCGGAUCAGGAUCGCCUCCCAAAGUUUGUGUUCGGCUCCACAGUUAUUCAGGGAUCACGUGUCGAUAAGCUGACAACAGCGGUGCGCACGGUCAAGAUCUUGGCUGUUCGUAUGGGAAUUCUUAGUCUCGAUAGAGUUAUCGAGUUGAUGAGUUGCUUUCCAUCCUUGGAGAAGCUCUACAUUCAGGUGAUGAUUCGUUGUCCACUACUCAUUUUUGAUCUACUUACUGAUCUGAAAUGGUGAUGUUACAUUUCUCCAUCUUCUUCUUCAGGCACGGUCUCAAGGGGAAAACAAUGCGUGUCGUCGAAAACACAAGAAUUUCAUCAGACGGUUUGAUAUCCGUGUAAAGACGAUAGCAUUGGAAUGUUAUGAGGGCUAUAAGUCUGAAGUCAACUUUGCCAAAUUCUUUGUACUGAACGCAAAAGCGCUGGAGUUGAUGACAUUUCACAUUCACCCUGAUCUUAACAGGGAGGAGUUUUUUUCAGAACAGAGCAGAGAGCUUCAGCUGGAGAAAAGGGCUUCCAAAGCUGCUCAGUUUCAAUUCAGAUUCACUAGAUGUGUCCGCAAUGCUGACACUAUACAUGAUGUGCGUGAUUUGGAUUUAACUGAUCCAUUCACAUGCUGAUAGUGAAGCCCGCUUUGGUCCAUUUGGAGCUUUUCUUGCCAAAAAGACCUGUUCGAAAUAUUGAGGACUGAUCACCAAUGGUAGCUACA